This is a messenger RNA of Dentiscutata erythropus, 405 nucleotides long. The record is from the annotation of a GenBank genome assembly. Lineage: Eukaryota; Fungi; Glomeromycota; Glomeromycetes; Diversisporales; Gigasporaceae.
AAAUUUCAAUUAAUGUGUAUCGCAUAUUAUUUUGGAAGUGAAGAAGUUCGGAGAGAUGAUGUAAAAUGGAAACAAAAUGGAGUAAAAGUAUUGAUAAAAGAAGAUUAUGAUGGGGUGAUGAAAGGUAAAGAAAUAACUUUGGAUGAUGUUGAAAAUGUAAACAAAGUUUCUUAUUCAAAGUUAGAUUAUAUAAAUGAAACGCAAAAUUAUUAUGAAUACAUAUUACGUGUUUAUAAAGAAGGUUUGAAACAUGAUUCUAUUGAACUUGUUAAACAAGAAUUAAAAUUAUUGAAAGAAGAGGUUGGUUUAAUUAAAAAUUUGUAUGAAAAAGAAGUGAAAUCACUAAGACAGGAAUUCGAUUCGUUCAAGAAAUCGAUCGAGGAGCAAAAAAAGAUUGAUACUUUG